AUGUUCCAAUCAAAACUGGCACUCCUCUCCACGUACGCCUUACUCGCGUCUGCACAAUCAUGCCCCUCAAUUCACGUGUUUGGUGCCCGUGAAACGACCGUAUCUCCAGGCUAUGGCUCCGCCGGCGCCCUGAUUGACAUGAUCAAGGCAGCUCACCCGGGCACCACAUCUGAAGCCAUUGUCUACCCAGCUUGCGGGGGACAAUCUUCCUGCGGGGGAGUCGCGUACGGCGAUUCCGCGAGACAGGGAACAAUUGCUGUUGCUGCGGCCGUGAAUGCAUUUCACUCGCAGUGUCCGACAACUCAGCUCAUCCUGGUGGGAUACUCGCAGGGCGGCCAAAUCAUGGAUAAUGCUUUGUGCGGCGGAGGUGAUCCCGGCGCAGGCAUAUCCGAUACAUCUGUUCCCAUUUCCUCCAGCGCGGUUGCCAUGAUCAAAGCUGCCAUCUUCAUGGGCGACCCGCGAUACGAGUACGGAUUCACAUACGAAGUUGGAACUUGUCGAGCCGGCGGCUUUGACGCCCGUCCCGCGAGCUUCAAAUGCCCCAACGCAUCCAAGAUCCAGUCCUACUGCGACUCCCAGGAUCCAUACUGCUGCACCGGCAACGACGCGAACCACCACCAGCAAUACGUGAGUAUCUACGGACAGCAGGCAAUGACGUUCAUCAACGGCAAGCUGAGUGGUAAUUCUGGCGGUGGCUCUGAUCCCGGGAACGGGGGAACUGGAACAUGUGCUGCGUUAUGGGGGCAGUGCGGCGGGAUGGGAUGGACGGGACCAACGUGCUGUGCGCAGGGGAGCUGUAAGGCUGCUAAUGCGUAUUACUCGCAGUGUCUGAAUUAG
This is a messenger RNA of Pochonia chlamydosporia 170, 837 nucleotides long. Its product is annotated as acetylxylan esterase. The transcript is spliced from 3 exons. Gene Ontology annotation, cellular component: extracellular region. Lineage: Eukaryota; Fungi; Ascomycota; Sordariomycetes; Hypocreales; Clavicipitaceae. The record is from RefSeq and is a predicted model, not a curated record. Gene Ontology annotation, biological process: carbohydrate metabolic process. Bases 1 to 837 code for a protein of 278 amino acids. Gene Ontology annotation, molecular function: cellulose binding; hydrolase activity.